Dama dama (fallow deer) is the source of this 3144-nucleotide messenger RNA. It is a transcript of the gene PIP4K2C, whose product is annotated as phosphatidylinositol-5-phosphate 4-kinase type 2 gamma. Gene Ontology annotation, molecular function: phosphatidylinositol kinase activity. NCBI's taxonomy places the organism in Eukaryota, Metazoa, Chordata, Mammalia, Artiodactyla, Cervidae. Gene Ontology annotation, biological process: phosphatidylinositol metabolic process. The coding region runs from base 103 to 1329 and encodes 408 amino acids. The transcript is spliced from 9 exons. The record is from RefSeq and is a predicted model, not a curated record.
CUCCGGUCACGUGACGGAGGCGCAGGUGAGCGCCGCUUCCGGGGUCGGGAACCCGCAUCGCAGACCGCCUCAGCUUCCCCUCCGCCGGUUUCCCGGGAGACUAUGGCGUCCUCCUCGGUCCCGCCGGCCGCUGUACCGGCGGCGACAGCGGCCCCCGGCGCGGGUUUCGGCUUCGCCUCCAAAACCAAGAAGAAGCAUUUCGUGCAGCAGAAGGUGAAGGUGUUCCGGGCGGCCGACCCGCUGGUGGGCGUGUUCCUGUGGGGCGUAGCCCACUCGAUCAAUGAGCUCAGCCAGGUGCCUCCCCCGGUGAUGCUACUGCCAGAUGACUUUAAGGCUAGCUCCAAGAUCAAGGUCAACAAUCACCUUUUCCACAGGGAAAAUCUGCCCAGUCAUUUCAAGUUCAAGGAGUACUGUCCCCAAGUCUUCAGGAACCUGCGUGAUCGGUUUGGUAUUGAUGACCAGGAUUACCUGGUAUCCCUUACCCGAAGUCCCCCAACUGAAAGUGAAGGCAGUGAUGGUCGCUUCCUUAUCUCCUAUGAUCGGACUCUGGUCAUCAAAGAAGUAUCCAGUGAGGACAUUGCUGACAUGCAUAGCAACCUGUCCAACUACCAUCAGUACAUCGUGAAGUGUCACGGCAGCACGCUGCUGCCCCAGUUCCUGGGGAUGUACCGGGUGAGCGUGGACAGCGAGGACAGCUACAUGCUUGUGAUGCGCAACAUGUUCAGCCACCGUCUGCCCGUGCACAGGAAAUACGACCUCAAGGUUAAGGAACUGCCCACCCUUAAGGAUAUGGACUUUCUCAACAAGAACCAGAAAGUUUAUAUUGGUGAAGAGGAGAAGAAAGUCUUUCUAGAGAAGCUAAAGAGAGAUGUGGAGUUCCUAGUGCAGCUGAAGAUCAUGGACUACAGCCUUCUUCUGGGCAUCCACGACAUCAUUCGGGGCUCUGAGCCAGAGGAGGACGGGCCGGUGCGGGAGGAGGAGUCAGAGGGGGAUGGCGACUGUGGCCUUACGGGGCCUCCCGCUCCGGUGGGCUCCUAUGGCACCUCCCCUGAGGGUAUCGGCGGCUACAUCCAUUCCCACCGGCCCCUGGGCCCUGGAGAGUUUGAAUCCUUCAUCGAUGUCUAUGCCAUCCGGAGUGCUGAGGGGGCCCCUCAGAAGGAGGUGUAUUUCAUGGGCCUUAUUGACAUCCUGACACAGUAUGAUGCCAAGAAGAAAGCAGCUCAUGCAGCCAAAACUGUCAAGCAUGGGGCGGGGGCAGAGAUCUCUACUGUCCAUCCUGAGCAGUAUGCUAAGCGAUUCCUGGAUUUUAUUACCAACAUCUUUGCCUAAGAGACUGCCUGACUUCAUGGUGACUGCUGCUCUAUGUUUCAGGUGGUGGGGGUCUGAGAGGCAUGGGGGGAUUGUGGAUGUUCUGGCCACUAACUUCUUCUUUUCCUCUUCUGCUAACUUCAGGCUACAGGCUCCUUCCAUCCAAAUAACUCCAUCUUGUUGAGUAGGCCCUUCCUGGCCCUCAGAGAUACCGAUACAUUGUUUUCCCUCCCCUUCCUUCCCUUCUCUCCCUUCCCUCUUUCCCUUCCCCACCAAGUCGGCUUGCUUCAUUAGAGUGUUUACUGUUGACUCUCUCCCAAGUGCCUUGAUCUUUGUAAAAUGUCCUGUUGUUUCCAUAACAGAGGAGGAGCUGGGGGAAGGGGGUUGUUGGCCAUCUUCAAGACCUGACUGGACAGAUGGACCUGGCCCAAGCAACUUAACUCGAUGCACUUUGCUGUGUGGGAUGAACUAAGAGUAUCUGAAUUUUGCUGAUAACUUUAUAGAACUCGUUGUGGCAUGCUUCCUUCCUAGUAGGCCCUGGGAUGGAAGAUUUUCAAGACACUACAGAUGUGGGUGCCAGCAUGCACACAUACAUUGGGAUAGGGCCAGUCUUACCGAGGUGCGGUGGAGAGUGGUUGGUGGGCUGGCAGCUUGUGGAGGUGGGACCUAUGAGGACUCCUGUGGUUAUUUAGGGAAUUGGAGGUCUCUGCUGAGGGUUGACUACUCUCGGGUCUCUUCCCUCACUCCACCUGCCCCCACUAGAGACGGCCACAGUGUUGAAUCCUGGGUGAAGCUGUUUGACCCCUGCUGCUCUUCCCCAGGACCUCACAUCCCUCCUGGGCUGGAACCCUUCAGUGGGGGGGUGGUCAGUUCUGGAGGCUGGACGGAUGAGCCAAGGGUGUAAGGUUCACUCCCUGUGUUAAAUUUCCUUUCUUCAUGUCUAGCCAUCCCGGAGGUUUGAGUCCCAGCAGAAGGGAAUACCUCUACUUGGGUUAACCCUGGUCAUCUCAAGAGAAGGGGAGCCUCACAUGGGGGAGCGGCCUCCACUGCUUGGAAGUGUGCCCCUAGCACACUGCCUCCCCUGCCCCUUCUCAAACCCUUUUCCCAGUUGGAUUUGUUAUUUUGUUAUUUUCUGUCCAUCUUAACUGCUACUGUGUCUCCCAGGGGACAGAUGGGCCUCUUUGUCAUCUUCACUCUCCACCCCCAGAGAGGAGUCAGAGCCAUAACUCAGUCACCCAGCCCCCUCCAAGGAGAGUCGAGCUGAUGCAUGAUAUUCUCAGAAUGCAGUGGACCCUGAUGAGCUGGGAUAGUUCCCUUCCCCGCAAUGCCUUUGGGGCUCAGGCAGCCAUUCUUGUCAUCCUGCAUCUCCCCUGAGGCUUCUGCAUUUCUCUGGAACACAAAGAUGGGGCACCAGCAAGUGGCCUGUAGGGAUACAAAUACUCUGCUCUGUAUCUGACUGGACUGAUCUGUCUCACAAGAAGUCAUGAGGUCAUAAACGAGAAUUCCUCCUGCCCCUCCAUCUUCUGCUCCAAAGCAAGUAACAAGAGGAGUCCCCAGUUGAGGAUUGGAGCCCCUAUAAAAUUUUCCUGUCAGGAGCCUCAUGGAUGUUUUUCAUUCCACCGUCUACCUUUCCCUUGUUGAAUGCAAUAAAACUCCAUGACACCAGCAACUUUGUUCUUGAGAAAUGGGUUUUCUGACCCAUUUCUGGCUGAUGUAUCAUAAGCAUUAUGGUUUUCAUUUGUUGCUUCUGUUUUUCAUCUUUUUUUGUUUUAUUAAUAAAAAGAUCUCGUGUAUUUACUCCCAUUGCUGUCACUAUAAGGAAAAUAAAUUAUUGAA